GUGUCAGCGUCCACCGCGCUCGCAUGGCCUUGACUCGCGGAAGCCCAGAGCCCCAUGCCCGCGCUCUGCCCUCAGCAUGGACGUACUCUGACGGUGGAAGCACCCUGCAGGAGGCCCAGGAGGCGCUCGAUUCGUACAAGAAGAAGGACGGCAACAAGGUCGUUGUCCGCUUCAAGGCAGUGGGAAAUGCGCCGAUAAUGAAGCAGAACUUCUACAAGAUCACCGCGUCGAACAGGUUCCAGGCCGUGAUACAGUUCCUACGCAAGGAGCUGGGGUGGAAGCAAGGCGAUCCUCUGUUCACGUAUAUCAAUCUCGCGUUUUCGCCCGCCCCCGAUGAUACCGUCGCCAAUCUGUUCAAGUCAUUUUCAACGGAAGGCCAUCUAAUAGUCAACUACAGUACGACUGCCGCUUGGGGCUGACCUACCAGAACUCUGCCAGCUGUAUUGGUCCGAUAUAUUCCCAUUGUACAGUAGUCUUU
Molecule: messenger RNA, 478 nt
Organism: Trametes versicolor FP-101664 SS1
Lineage: Eukaryota; Fungi; Basidiomycota; Agaricomycetes; Polyporales; Polyporaceae
Product: APG12-domain-containing protein
Exons: 5
Coding region: 24-419 (131 amino acids)
Biological process (GO): C-terminal protein lipidation; nucleophagy; autophagy of mitochondrion
Cellular component (GO): Atg12-Atg5-Atg16 complex; phagophore assembly site membrane; cytoplasm
Source: RefSeq, a predicted model, not a curated record